Messenger RNA from Rubroshorea leprosula, 3570 nucleotides. The record is from the annotation of a GenBank genome assembly. Lineage: Eukaryota; Viridiplantae; Streptophyta; Magnoliopsida; Malvales; Dipterocarpaceae.
AAACCAACAAAGGACAGAGAUUGAAUCGCUGUUAAACACGUUACCCUCUCCAUUGGCCAGCCAAUCGCAACUUUCCUUCUUGAUCUCCUCUUCCCCACAAACCAUGACAACGACCCUGCAAAUGUCUCCCAGUUGCCAAGUGCACACUUUGCCUUACCCUUAAUCACAUAAAAGAGGUAAAUUCGAAAACAAAGACAACCCAUUUCUCCCCACCUCAAAUCGGUUUUGAGGCUCAAAUUCAAAAACCCAACUGAAAUCCCAAAAAAUCUCACCCUUUUUCCUUCUCUGGGAAUUUAUAUAAACCCAAGAUUCCUGUUAGAUUCAAUUCUGAGGGCGUUGAGAGAGUUGGGGGAUUCAGUUUUAGGGAAAAUGGGUGUUUGUUUUUCAUGAUAAUGUGGAUUCUUUUCUGGGAAAGUAAAGAUUUUUUUCCAUAAUUGAAAUGGAAGCAGCUUCAUGCCUUCUCUGUGGAAGCAUCCCGGCCAUAACAUUGGCUCCUACUGUUCAACGGCGUUAUAGUUCCAAUUUUUGCUUAUUCUUUGAUGGGAAAUACAAUUACCCAUCAACCAAGUUUCAAUCCAACCAACUUAUUCUCUGCGGAAGCGGCGGCCAGAGCAAGCUUACUACCAAGAAAAAGCCCACCAAGAAAAGCAAUGUCAACGCCAAACCCAAAAUCCGCAGAACUGACACCGGCACUGCUGCUACUACUAGUAAACCCAGUAGUAGUCUUAGUACCACGAAGACAAUGGUGGAGGAACUCGAGACAAUGAAGCAACAACAGCACAAGGUUAAAAAGAAUAAGGCGGACGUGAGAGGUUUAUACCAAAAUGGGGAUCCAUUGGGGCGAAGAGAUCUUGGUAAGAGUGUUGUUAGGUGGAUAAACCAGGGGAUGAGGGCAAUGGCAUCGGAUUUUGCGUCUGCAGAGCUGCAGGGGGAGUUUUUGGAGGUUCGGCAGCAGAUGGGUCCUGGAUUGACGUUUGUGAUCCAGGCACAGCCGUACCUCAAUGCAAUUCCUAUGCCUCCUGGGCUCGAAGCAAUUUGUUUGAAGGCCUGCACACAUUAUCCAACUCUUUUCGACCACUUUCAGAGGGAAUUGCGCGAUGUUCUUCAAGAGUUGCAGCGGAAAUCAGUAUUUGAAGACUGGCGCGAGACUGAGUCUUGGAAGCUACUAAAGGAGCUUGCACAUUCAGCUCAACAUAGAGCGAUUGCAAGGAAAAUCACUCAGUCAAAGCCCGUGCAAGGUGUUUUGGGGAUGGAUUUGGAGAAGGCCAAGACCAUACAAUGCAGGAUUGAUGAGUUCACAAAGCGGAUGUCAGAGUUGCUCCGGAUAGAGAGGGAUGCAGAGUUGGAGUUCACCCAAGAGGAGUUGAACGCUGUUCCUACGCCUGAUGAGACUUCUAACUCCUCAAGACGAAUUGAGUUCUUGGUUAGCCAUGGCCAGGCACAGCAAGAACUUUGUGACACCAUUUGCAAUUUGAAUGCCAUUAGCACAUCGACAGGAUUGGGGGGGAUGCAUUUGCUGUUAUUUAGAGUUGAAGGGAAUCACCGUCUACCCCCUACUACUCUUUCACCCGGAGACAUGGUUUGUGUAAGGACAUGUGAUAGCAGGGGAGCUGCUGCUACAUCGUGCAUGCAGGGGUUUGUUGACAACCUUGGUGAGGAUGGUUGCAGCAUCAGUGUGGCUCUGGAGUCACGUCAUGGCGAUCCUACCUUCUCUAAACUUUUUGGAAAGACUGUGCGAAUUGACCGAAUUCAAGGAUUGGCUGAUGCACUUACAUAUGAGCGCAAUUGUGAAGCCUUGAUGCUUCUUCAAAAGAAUGGCUUGCAGAAGAAAAACCCUUCUAUAGCUGUUGUGGCUACACUAUUUGGAGAUAAAGAAGAUGUAGCUUGGUUGGAGGAGAAUAAUUUAGCAGAUUGGAGUGAAGAAUUGGGUGUACAGUUACAGAAUGGAACUUUUGAUGAUUCCCAGAGACGAGCAAUUGCCUUAGGCAUAAACAAAAAGCGACCUAUAUUAGUGGUCCAAGGGCCUCCGGGGACUGGAAAGACAGGUUUGCUUAAAGAACUCAUUGCACUUGCUAUACAGCAAGGUGAAAGGGUGCUAGUAACAGCGCCUACUAAUGCAGCUGUUGACAACAUGGUUGAAAAACUUUCUGGUAUUGGGUUAAAUAUAGUGAGGGUUGGAAAUCCAGCACGUAUAUCUUCAACAGUGGCAUCAAAAUCUUUGGUUGAAAUUGUGAACUCCAAGCUAGCAGACUUCCGAGCAGAGUCUGAAAGGAAGAAGUCAGAUCUAAGGAGAGACCUGAAACAGUGUUUAAAGGAUGAUUCUUUAGCUGCAGGCAUACGCCAGCUCUUAAAGCAGCUGGGAAAGGCACUAAAGAAGAAGGAAAAGGAAACCGUGAGGGAAGUACUCACUAGUGCCCAGGUAGUGCUUGCUACCAACACUGGAGCUGCUGAUCCAUUGAUUCGGAGGCUAGAAAUGUUUGACCUGGUUGUUAUAGAUGAAGCAGGACAGGCAAUUGAACCUUCUUGUUGGAUCCCAAUAUUGCAGGGAAAGCGAUGUAUACUCGCUGGUGAUCAGUGCCAGCUUGCCCCAGUUAUCUUGUCUAGAAAAGCCCUAGAGGGUGGUUUAGGGGUAUCUUUACUGGAGAGAUCUGCAACUCUGCAUGAAGGGGUUCUUGCUACCAUGUUAACAAUACAAUACCGUAUGAAUGAUGCAAUAGCUAGUUGGGCCUCAAAGGAGAUGUAUGGUGGAACAUUGAAGUCUUCCCCCAUUGUUGCUUCUCAUCUUCUUGUUGAAUCUCCUUUUGUCAAGCCAACAUGGAUAACACAAUGCCCAUUGUUGCUGCUUGAUACAAGAAUGCCAUAUGGGAAUUUGUCAAUGGACUGUGAAGAGCAUUUGGAUCCUGCUGGAACAGGCUCAUUUUACAAUGAAGGGGAAGCAGACAUUGUUGUCCAGCAUGUAAUUUCUUUGAUUUAUUCAGGUGUCAGCCCAGCAGCUAUUGCUGUGCAAUCACCUUAUGUUGCUCAAGUGCAACUCCUAAGGGAGAGGCUUGAUGAGUUUCCUGAGGCAGAUGGUGUUGAAGUUGCAACAAUUGAUAGCUUCCAGGGAAGAGAGGCUGAUGCAGUUAUUAUAUCAAUGGUCCGUUCAAAUUCUUUAGGAGCCGUCGGAUUCCUUGGGGACAGUAGGAGAAUGAACGUGGCCAUAACAAGGGCAAGGAAACAUGUUGCAGUUGUGUGUGAUAGCUCAACAAUUUGCCACAACCCCUUCCUAGCCAGGCUGCUGCGCCAUAUCCGCUAUUUUGGCAGAGUAAAGCAUGCAGAUCCUGGUACUGUUGGUGGAUCCGGUCUUGGUAUGGAUCCAAUGUUGCCUUCCAUUAGUUGACAACUUGACAUGGAUAAUCAGGUCAAGUGAUUAUUUGGGCGCUUAGUUGUUCUGGAGUGCUCAGAUUCUUUGCUUGAAUUAAUUUAUGUACAGGAAAUGAUUUUUAUCAAGGAAAAGAAAAUGAUAGAAACUGCAUGUGUAACACAUUGGUUGAAUUUGUAUAUAAAUUACAAUACACUUCAAUUUCCUAC